GCUUUUGCAAAGGAGGGCGCGAAGCGCUGCCGCUCUGGCGUGAGCCGGCUCCUCCAGCUCGGAUCGCUGGGGGAAGAUGAUCGCCGCCCUGCAGCGGAUGCCCGGGGGGAGGAUGGAGACGCCAGACCCGUCGCGGUGCCUGACUCACCGGGAACGGCGAUGCUGAGGCUUUGCUAAGGGACGGCUGCCCGCCAAUGGGCCACGGCUUAAAGCCUUUUUCUCUGCGUGUGGGGAGCGGGGGGACCGCUGAACACCCCGAGGUACCAUGGAGGCGGGGCAGCCCUCUCCGUCGUGGGGCGCAGAGAUCGGGGGGAUUUCGCCUCUUUAAACAAGGGGCCCGGCUCUGGUGAGAUCCGCGGGAUCCAGCGCUGCGCCUUCGGUGCCAGGAUGUAUGGAUUUAUAAACACAUGCCUGAAGUCUCUGGUGGUUGAAAAAUAUGGUGAAGAAACAUGGGAAAAAUUAAGAAUCCAGGCAGGAGUUCAGGACACAUUUCUGACGUUUGAAGUUUACAAAGAUGAGAUCACAAUGCAGCUAAUUGACAAAGCCUGCAAAAUGUUAGAUGUUCCCCCAGAUAUGGUUCUGAAGCAGUUUGGAGAGUUUUUCUUUGAAUUUUGCAAACGGUCAGGCUAUGACCAUAUGCUGAGAACAUUGGGUGGAAAUCUCUACGAAUUCAUCGAGAACUUGGAUGCAUUACAUAGCUACCUGUCUCUUUCUUAUCAGGAGAUGAAUGCACCUUCUUUUAGGGUAGAAAAGAAUGAAGAUGGGUCAAUGCAUUUGCAUUACUACUCAGAUAGAAGAGGUCUGUGCCAUAUUGUUCCAGGAAUCAUUGGUGCAGCAGCCCUGGAUUUUUUCAACACUGAAAUUUCAAUGGAAAUAGUCAAUCAAACAGAGGAGGAAGAAAGAACUGGGAAAAAAGAACAUAUAGUUUUCCUUGUCACUCAAAAACCUGUUUUUUCAUACAAAAAGAGAAAUAAAUUCUCUUCCUCACCACAAUACAUUGAUGACUCUGGAAGGCGAAUUGAGAAACAACUGAAUAAAGAGGGUAUUGAAAAAAACAAGAAGAAGAUUAGAGACAGAACAAGCCUUGUUUCUGUUUGUCCCGCCAAGAAAAAUCACUGGGAAACAAUCAGAGGAAUCGUUACACUAGGAAGAGGUAAACUUCUGAGAGGAUUUGAUCCUGCUUAUCCUACAACGCUCUGGAUAGAUACAAAAACAUUUUGCAAUGGACUUCCUUUCCAUAUUGUUUUUGAUGAAGAGCUCAGAGUAAAGCAAGCUGGGGUGAGCAUUCAAAAGAUUGUCCCUGGCCUUCAGACCCUGGGCAUUCGCCUGGAUCAUUACUUCAGUAUCGUGCACCCAGAAGUGACAUUCACCAUCUCUAGUGUUCAGAAGUUUAUCAACAGUCAAUUUGUUUUCCGGACUAGGAGAGAGAUGAUGCCAGAGUCAUGGAAACAACGUCCAAUGCUAGAGUUGAGAGGCCAGAUGAUCUGGAUGGAGUCUCUGCAGUGCAUGCUCUAUCUCUGCUCACCUUUACUGCGCACUUUGCAUGAGUUGGAAGAGAGACAGAUGCAUAUUGCGGACAUAGCACCUCAUGACGUUACCAGGGAUUUGAUUCUUCUCAACCAGCAACGGCUGGCUGAGAUGGAGCUCUCCAACCAGCUGGAGAGGAAGAAAGAAGAACUGCGGAUACUCUCAAAGCACCUGGAGGAAGAGAAGAAAAAGACAGAAGCUCUGCUCUACGCCAUGCUUCCAAAGCACGUGGCCAACCAGCUAAAAGAGGGGAAACGAGUUGAGGCAGGAGAGUUUAAAGAAUGCACCAUAUUGUUCAGCGAUGUUGUGACCUUUACCAACAUUUGUGCCCAGUGUGAGCCUAUUCAGAUAGUCCUCAUGUUAAAUUCAAUGUACCUACGAUUCGACAGACUAACCACAGUGCAUGAUGUCUACAAGGUGGAGACAAUAGGCGAUGCCUACAUGGUGGUAGGAGGUGUCCCUGUGCCUGUAUCUACGCAUGCUGAGCGAGUUGCCAACUUUGCCCUGGGAAUAAUCAUAGCAGCCGAAGAAGUCAAGAAUCCGGUUUCUGGAAAACCUAUCCAAAUUAGAGUUGGGAUCCACACAGGACCUGUCCUGGCUGGAGUAGUUGGAGAAAAGAUGCCUCGUUAUUGCUUGUUUGGAGACACCGUGAAUAUAGCUUCCCGGAUGGAGAGUCAUGGGGUUCCAAGUAAAAUUCACCUUAGCCCCACUGCCCAUUACUGCCUAAAGGACAAAAAAUUUGAGAUGACUGAAAGAGGAGAGAUUGAAGUGAAGGGCAAAGGGAAAAUGCAUACAUAUUUCCUGAUUAGAAACAGGACUGCAACUGAGAAUGAGAUCAUGGGAAACCCAAUAAAGGAAUCAGAUUCUGACCAUGAAUCUGUUCAGUCCUUUCAUGAGUCCAGGAUCAAAAUGAUACAAAGUUCAUGUCAGCAAGCUAUGCAGCCCAGUUCAGACCAGGAUCAGCCGCCAACCAUAGCAAUGAAGUACAUUGAUGGUCCCACAGAAACACAAGCCAGUUACAAAGGAAGAAGUCAAGAAAGAAUUAUGGAUUUAACAGGCAAAACACAUGACUUUGAAAGCUACGGACAUCUCCAUGAUGACCAGCAGCCAGGCAGUGAUCCUUAUCUGCCCAACCAGGAAAGAAUCAAACCAGCACCUGAAGAACCACAGAACAGAAAUGUCAGAUCCAAUUUUUGCAAUUUAAUUUAAGCUGCUGACUUUUAAAGUUAAACAGGGUAACCAGCUAUCAGUCAUCUCCUUGCUAGGAGGUUGCAAGGGUCAGCGCAUCCCACAGCAGCAAGGGGGCUGGGCAGAGUAUGGGGCUCCACUCUGGAAGGGAAUUAGCGCUUGAAUGGCUGAAUAAUGUCAUUUGCCCCUUCUCCAGUUUGGAAGCUCACACAACUGCAUCACCCAUGAAGACCCCUCUAGGCCAGCAGUCAGUAAGGCAAAUUUGAUAUAUACUAGGUCAUUUUCCACUGAAAACACUGUGAAUGUUUAAGAUGUGAAAUAUUUUAAAUGCCAGUAACUAGUCCAAUUCUGAGCACUAUUGAAUAAUUUAUUCCAGGGGUUCUCAAACUGUG
Molecule: messenger RNA, 3107 nt
Organism: Trachemys scripta elegans
Lineage: Eukaryota; Metazoa; Chordata; Testudines; Emydidae
Product: guanylate cyclase soluble subunit beta-2-like
Exons: 17
Coding region: 388-2736 (782 amino acids)
Biological process (GO): response to oxygen levels; cGMP biosynthetic process
Cellular component (GO): guanylate cyclase complex, soluble
Molecular function (GO): heme binding; guanylate cyclase activity
Source: RefSeq, a predicted model, not a curated record